Messenger RNA from Patiria miniata (bat star), 1408 nucleotides. Its product is annotated as growth arrest and DNA damage-inducible protein GADD45 beta-like. Gene Ontology annotation, cellular component: nucleus; cytoplasm. The transcript has 5 exons. The coding region runs from base 127 to 660 and encodes 177 amino acids. The record is from RefSeq and is a predicted model, not a curated record. NCBI's taxonomy places the organism in Eukaryota, Metazoa, Echinodermata, Asteroidea, Valvatida, Asterinidae. Gene Ontology annotation, biological process: regulation of cell cycle.
CAUGCGCACUAGCUAUUUGCUUCAGUUGAGCUCUAGCACGCGUCGAGUGAACACGGCCGAGCGAACUCGCCGAACCAUACGGCAAUUCCUUCACUGUUUACUGGAUUUUUAAAAGACUGACAUACAAUGACGUUGGAAGAAGAAGUGGACCUGAGUGUGAAGUCAAGAAAUAGCAAAGACAAAAUGAUUAAGAUGGAUGCUGCGAUGGCACUGCAGGAGAUGCUCCUAAGUGCGAAAAUGGAGGGCCGUAUCACCUAUGGAGUCUACCCCUCGGUCAGAAAACUGGGCAGUGAGCCGGAUAGAGUGAUGCUCUGUGUCCAUGCCGACGAUAACGCUGAUGAGGACGUGGCCCUUCACAUCCACUUCACGCUCAUGGAGGCGUUCUGUCGUGAGAACGGCAUCCGGCUUCUGAAGGUUGGCUGUCACGAAAGUUUGGCCAAACUUCUCCAUCACGACGACGACGUCAAUCACCAUCCUCAAGUAGAUGCUCUGGACAACGUGCCCGUUGCUCAUGCAGUCCAAAGAGCCGGCACUGAAGACUUUGUCUGCCUUCUUGUGGAUUUCCCCAAGGAGAUUGACGCUGCGGUGAGCUGUUUCCUGGAGCACUACCACACCAUGGCCCAGGAGAUGCCCUUCCCCCGCAUCUCCCUCGUGUCCUGAGGGAAACAUGAUCCCUAAAAACGACAGAGUGUGGUGCAAAGAGCGCCCUCUGUUGAUAAAACUGAUGAAAAAACAAAAACGUACAGUUGAACUAGCUGUACCACUUCGAGAAAAAGUGUGCCGCGUUAAUCGGGGAAAAAUUGCAUGUGACUGUUAAUGUUUCACAAAAACUGCCACUUUGAUCGAGGGAACGUUGACACGUAAUUGGGGAAAUGUUCCCCCAGACGCUAUAGCAGAGGACAAUUUCAAGGUCUGUCGCCGUGGCAACAGGAUACCUCUGCAGAAUGGAACUGAUAUCCAAAGGACAGUUGAACACCGGUUCUUGCAAAUUCCUGGCUGCCAGUUUAAAAGGGAUCAUGAAACUGAGGAAUCCAAACUGCUGGAACUUACGGCUCCACUAUAAUGGAACAUUUCCAUAAAAUUAAGGCACAUGUAAAUCACAUGUUAAACACAUGUUGGUCACAUGUUGGUCACAUGUUGGUCUCAUGUUAUUCACAUGUUGGUCACAUGUUGCCAGAUAUGUAUGAUUAGAGUAGAGAAUCCAAGAUUUUCCUAAGGAAAAGUUGAACUAUUCAGGGGGGGAUAGAGAGAACUUUUGUCAACACAGAUAGAAACCAAAUAUGCCUUAAAAAGCAAUUAACUGGGAUUUGCAAUAUUUUUUUGGCAUUAUUUCAGGAAAGGGCUUGAAAUUAAAGAUUGUUUUCCAGUAAUAAUAAUUAUGUGAACAGUAAAAAGUGGUGAGAGGGGA